CAAAUUGGUAAAACUUUUUUUUUUUUAAUGACAAUUAAUUUGUACUUUGGGGCUGCAUUGCGAUCCUUAAAUAGUCUUUUUUAUGUCUAAAUCUAAGGAUUCUUGUUCUAAAUAUGCAAUACACAAAUAAAUCCCUAAAUAGUCGCUGUAUAUUCACUGAUUCAGCUGCAUGAUACUUAUCUUACACUUCAGUAUCUAUCUAGCUAUCUAUCUGAUUUCAAACUGUGGUAGAGCAGCGCCAUCUCAUGGACGGAAUCCGCCAGUACAACGCGCCUCGCAGCAGAUGAAGAAUUCAAGGGCGGAAUCGAGUGUAUCCCAGUUUCCUUUUUGCACACUUUGUAACCCACUUUCAGCGCGUCACAGUAGGUCAAAAUUACAAUCUUCCCUUCACACACAAACAUCCUCAGACUUCGACGGACAGGACUUUUUAACUAUCCCCUCCCCUCUAAACAGUUCAAACAAAACUUCCACUCCAUCGUCCAGUUUGAUGCGGACACCUCUUGGAUCUUUUUCUCCCUAAAAACAAAAUUCCCUGAUCCCCGGUCAGUCGUCUCCGGUAGGAUAAGCAAUACGAUCUGCUCCCCAACUCCAUUCUCUAUUUUUGUGCUUCCUUGUGCUGCCAAGCCUCUGACGUAAUGCUCCGUGUUAAUUAUUAGCAUGUGGCAAGCGAUGCCGAGACUCCCCUCUGCUGCUUAAACAAGAGCGACCGACUGCGGGGAGAAAAACCUCGUCAAGAUGGCCAAACACACUGACCCAGAGUGAAGGGGCACCGCUCCCCGUCCCGUCCAGUCCUGUCCUGCGACCAGCACCAAUGCAACUGCGCCUUUAGAAAGGAGAUGUUCUCUGUGGAAAAUGCCAUCAAGACUAAAGCUGGACAGUCACUGUAUGCUGGAGGAAAGCUGAGGAACGUUUUGUAAGCCCCAAGUGGUCAGAGGGUUGGAGAGCUCCAACGAAUACCAUCUCAAAAGCUUCAAACAGGGAUUCCCUACAGCCAAGCCUAACUCCAAAACCCAAGAACAAAGAUGCAAUUCAUUGGUACCCACUAGCAAAUAACAUCUCAAAGGGCUGUUUUCUGUCAAACCUCAAGUAAAGGUGAAAGCAAGUGUGUUUUUGGAUACGUCUGCGUGGUGAUUCUCUAUUGAGCUGCAAAGCAUCGUAAUUGGGUCGCGGCCAUCUCUCUCUCACUCUCAACGAACCCAACUCUUGGUACCGUGAGCCUGCCCAUCAGAUCAUGAUGUUUCGUGACCAGGUGGGAGUCCUCGCCGGCUGGUUUAAGGGAUGGAACGAGUGCGAACAGACGGUGGCGUUACUGUCGCUCCUCAAGCGGGUCAGUCGGACCCAAGCACGCUUCCUUCAGCUCUGUCUGGAGCAUUCCUUGGCUGACUGCACCGAGCUGCAUGUUCUGGAAAGGGAGGCCAAUAAUCCAGUUUUCCUUUCUCUUUGGAUGUCACACACACGCGCGCGCGGUCUCUCCUUGAUCAUGAUACACAGACCUUUCCCGAUCCCGCCCCCCUCUGUCUCUCUGCCGAAGAUCUUGGGCCACACCAUCGAACAUGGCCGGCACUUAGAGGAAAGCAGGCAGCUUCUGUCCUACGCCCUCAUCCACCCCGCAACCUCCCUUGAGGACCGGGGGAACCUCGCCCUCUGGCUCAACCACCUGGAGGAGCGGGCGGCCGCCCGAGGAGCCGGAGACUCCCUUGAGCGCGCGCCUUCAUCCCACCACGGGCAGCCUCCACACCUCUAUCCCCACCACCAGCGCUACGGGUCGGAAGACCGUCUCAACGGCUGGCAGGGCUCGAGGGACUCUGGGCUGGGAAGUUGGCAGCAUCAGCAGCAACAGGGCUGCGAAAAUGGGCACCUCUCACUGUACCCAUCAUCCUCUGUGCCCUCCACUAUCAAUGCUGUAGGUACAGGCUGUGGGACCAACACAAUUCUGUCGGGUGGACAGCACAGUCCUCUGCGGCGUUCGGUGUCUCUGACCCCUCCGAUGAGCGGCGGAUCUAACCAGCCUCUGGGGCACGGAUGGCUCUCCCAGGAGGACCUGCGUCCCCGCGGGCCGGCCCCCGACCACGCCCCCAUCUCUCCUCAGAGCAGCGUGGCGUCCUCGGGCAGCGGAGGCAGCGAGCACCUGGAGGAACACGCUGCUGUCCGAAGUACAUUCCAUGAGGAGGGCAGCGGGAUGAGGGAUGUGCCGGCAUGGCUGAAGAGUCUGCGUCUCCAUAAGUACGCUGGACUCUUCUCCACCAUGACCUAUGAUGAGAUGCUGUCACUGACGGAGCAGCAGCUGGAAGCUCAGCAAGUCACCAAAGGGGCACGGCACAAGAUCAUCAUCAGUAUUCAGAAGCUGAAAGACAGACAAAACAUGCUACGCUGUUUGGAGAAGGACAUUUUGGAGGGAGGGAAUCUACGUGCUCCUUUGCAGGAGCUCCACCAGAUCAUCCAGACGCCCAUUAAAGCCUGCAGCACAGAGGAGUCUUCACAGCACCACCUGCUGAGCGCUGAGAGGAAGAGCAGCAUCGCCACUUCCCACCUGGGUGGAGGAGAGACGGAGGGCAGCUCCACGUUCAUAGCCGAGGGAGACAUCCCUGCUCAGUUCACUCGCGUCAUGGGCAAAGUUUGCACACAGCUCCUCGUCUCAGGGUCGGAUGAGGAGAACAUUAGUUCCUACCUACAGCUUAUUGAUAAGUGCCUAAUCCAUGAGUCCUUCACAGAGACACAGAAGAAGAGGUUGUUGUCUUGGAAGCAGCAGGUGCAGGUGCAGUUCCGGUCAAUUUCACGGAAAACUCUCCUGGACCUAACAGGACAGAGAAGAAGCAGUCGUUACGGUCAGUCCAACUCCCUCCCAACCACGGGAUGCGUAGGCAGCGGCGUUCCCACCCGGAGGAACUUGCGCCAGUAUCAGAUGCGGAGUUUGCCUGGUGUCAGACCCAUCCUUUUGGGUACCACUGGCCUGUUCGGACCAACCCCCCGAAGCGGCAGCAGCACCCCUACCGGCCUGAAGCAGGGAAGACAGGGUUUGUGGUUUGCCAAUCCAGGGGGCAGUAACAGCAUGCCCAGCCGCACCCACAGCUCAGUUCAGAGGACUCGAUCACUACCCGUCCACACCAACCCACACACCAUGGCCAUGUUCCAGCAAACAGAUUUACAGGUGCCUGUGACUGAGCCUGACAUCAAUAACCGUUUGGAGUCUCUGUGUCUCCGCAUGACUGAACACGCUCUGGGAGAUGGCGUCGAUCGAACUUCAACCAUUUGAGAGAAGAAAAGAGGGAGCACAGGGAGACGGCAUGCCUGGCAGCAGGGUGAAAGGUCAUCACGAGGUCACGAGACCCUCUGCCUAUAACCCUCCACCUGCUCACCUACCAACACCAAAUAGCCAAUAGGAGAGGUGGGGCGUGGUCUACACAGUGCCAUUCACUAUUUUCUGAAAGGCUUAACACAAGCAAGUUCUGUCACCAUGACUACUUCAGCGUGUUUACAUUCGAGUUUGGGAGAAAAUCACAUCUUCAACACUUCCUUAGAAGAACGCCGCAAAGGGUCUACGUGUCGACAGGCCAUUAGAGGGGGUCCGACAACUCAAAGCGUUCAGGUGGCUGUCUGGGACGUCACGAAAUCCAAACCAGCCAGCAGACGAAACCAGAUCAAGACGUAGUUGCAGAUUCGAUUUCUGUGCCUCUGUGCAGAUGCUAAAAAUAUUACAUUAUAGCAUGUUCGAAGUCAUUUUUUUUUUCAGGUGCGAGUGUUCCGAGGACGGUGUACAGCUUUAGGUUCCGAAAUGGCUUCGUAGUUUACAACUGCGUUUGUAUUCACUGUUUUGUUGUUCUAGUUUUCAUUUGUGCCAGCAGGAAAGCUUAUUUACAAAACUACAGUACAAUGACAGUCAGAGCUACGGAUGGUACUCAGAAGAAAGAGAGGGAACGUGAGAGCAGCGAUGGGAAAGGAAACAGGAAGUGAUGUCAGUGGAAGGGUCUGUAGAGGGAGCGAGGAAUGUCGUACAUGGAUUCUGACGUAAAGGAACGGUCGAUGGAGAUCAGGAGGUCAGAGAAGUGGAAUACAGGAGAAAUGCCAGCAAAUGCAAGUAGAUGGAAAGGUUGAAGAGGAGCAGGUGAACAUAGAGUGAAUUUGCAAUAACGUGCAAUAGACUCUUCAUCAGCAACACGGUGUGAAUCAUAGGGCUGAGGGGGAACUGGGGGUCCCGGAAAGAGGAACUGGACUAACAAACUCCGCCCUCUCCUCCAAAUCUCCCACAAUUCCCGUAUUCGCCGGCCUACAACUUGACGCACCUACCCACACCUCAAGUGUUUUAUGCUUUUUGGCUAAUCCAAAGAAACCAGUCAUGAUCAAACGGACAGUAAAGAGGCACUUUGGCAUCCGUUGAGUGGCGACUGACAGGCUUCAAGCUGCCUAAAAGAAAGAAUGUUGACUAUGCAGUGUGUCGGCUUCAUAAGUGACUUGGUGCCUCCAAACUAAUGCUUUUAAAGUGCAUGAAAUGCCUUAAACGGAAUGGUAGCCGGUGUUUUACAAGCAUGUUAGCAAACCAUCAUGUGGCAUCUUGUGCAUCUGGUUUCUAGAGGUGCAUUUAUUUGUGUGUAUUAAGCCACUCAUCACUGCCAUUUGAAAACAAUUAGCAGAUUCAAAUGAUUAUUUAUUCUUUUCUAUUAUUGAUGCAGAGGUUAUUGUAUUCAUUAGAUGUAUUAUUUAAGAUACCUUGUGUAUUAACUUUUUGCUAUGGCUGGUAACCAUAAGUACAUCUCAAAUAACAACCUAGUUAUUUUUUUUUUUUGACG
This is a messenger RNA of Sinocyclocheilus rhinocerous, 4784 nucleotides long. RefSeq names its product protein Smaug homolog 1-like. The coding region runs from base 1232 to 3253 and encodes 673 amino acids. Gene Ontology annotation, cellular component: P-body. Lineage: Eukaryota; Metazoa; Chordata; Actinopteri; Cypriniformes; Cyprinidae. The transcript has 17 exons. Gene Ontology annotation, molecular function: mRNA binding; translation repressor activity; protein binding. The record is from RefSeq and is a predicted model, not a curated record. Gene Ontology annotation, biological process: negative regulation of translation; nuclear-transcribed mRNA poly(A) tail shortening; regulation of mRNA stability.